UUCCUAUGAUAUUUAUCUAUAUGUUUUAAUUUUCAUUAAAAUGCUUCUGUUAAAACUUAAAUAAAAGGAGCAGUAUAUCAUUUUUAUUUUUAAAUGUUUAUUUUUAAUUUUCAAAUUAGCCGACAGAUGACUCUUAUGAGCUAAACAGCCAAAACUCUAACGAUGCUUCUGUUAGCCUCCUCCCCAACACUGACACUCCCAUCUCACUCUUCUUCAUGUUCUUCUUCUUCUUCUUCCACUCUUCUCGAUCUCAGAAACUGUAAAAGCUUUAGCUACUUUCGUCAACUCCAUGCCAUUGCCAUUAAGACGGGACAAAUCACUGAACCUCUUGUCGCCGCCGAGGUCCUGCGAUUUGCCGCCAUCUCUAGUGGCCGUGAUCUGUCGUACGCUCUCCAGAUAUUCGAUGAAAUGCCCGAACCAAACAUUUUCUCCUGGAAUACCAUCAUCCGUGCCUUCUCCGAGAGCGAUGAAUCUCCCCUCCAAGCCGUACACAUAUAUAUACGACUGCUCCAUAACGAUCUACCUAAACCCAAUCGGUACAGCUACCCAUCACUUUUCAAAGCUUGCGCUAGAAACUCUGCAAUUGAAGAAGGUACGCAGAUUCAUUGCCAUGUUAUGAAGCUUGGCUUCUUCAAAGAUGGAUUUGUUCUUACCAAUUUAGCUCGCCUGUAUACUCUCUCUGGAAAAAUGGAAGAUGCUCGGAAACUUGUUAAAAGAAGCUUUUUGCAGCCUGGCAGCGAAGCUAAUGCAGUGCUUCACAACAUCUUGAUUGAUGGAUAUUGUAGGCUUGGGAUGAUUUCUAAUGCGAGGAAGCUGUUUGAUGAAAUGAAUUACAAGAGUGUGAUAUCUUGGAAUGGGAUGAUAUCAAGAUAUACAGAAGUGGGGCUCUUUAAAGAGGCUGUGGAUGUCUUCUAUGUGAUGCAGGUUGAUGGCGUGAGCCCCAAUUAUGUCACUUUGGUUGGUGUUCUCCCUGCAAUAUCAAAGCUUGGAGCUUUAGGACUUGGAAAAUUGGUUCAUUCUUACGCUGCAAAGAAUGAAAUUGAGGUGGAUGAUGUUUUGGGUUCGGCUCUUGUUGACAUGUAUGGCAAGUGUGGGAGCAUAGAAGAUGCCAUUCAUUUGUUCGAAGCUUUGCCUAAGGAAAACCCAGUCACCUGGAGUGCGUUGAUCGGAGGGCUAUCCUUGCAUGGCCAGGUUCAAGAUGCCAUUCAUUAUUUCCACAUGAUGGAGCAGGCUGGAGUGAUCCCUAGUGAUGUUGUGUUCUUAGGUGUUCUGAAUGCUUGUAGUCAUGCAGGAUUGGUCGAUGAAGGUAAAGUUUACUUCAACAGAAUGAUCAAAAUGUAUGGGCUGAAGCCUAGGAUUGAGCACUAUGGAUGCAUGGUUGAUAUGCUUAGCCGUGCAGGGCUCCUGGAAGAAGCAGAAGAGCUUGUGAAUAACAUGUCAAUGAAGCCUGAUGAUGUGAUCUAUAAAGCUUUGCUUUCAGCUUGCAGAAUUCAUGGCAAAUCCGAAGUCGGAGUGAGAGCUGCGAAGAAUCUACUCCAAUUAGCUCCAGCUGCUGGUGAUUGUCAUGUGCUUCUAUCAAACUUUUAUGCUUCUUUGGGAGAUUGGGAAGCUGUUGCUGAAGUGCGGCUAAGAAUGAAGAAACUUGACAUCAGAAAGAAUCCUGGCUGCAGUUGGAUUGCAGUUGACGGUAGAAUCAAUGAGUUUUUUGUGGAAGAUUAUUCCCAUCCAAGAAUCAGAGAGAUACAUUUGAUGCUGGAAGAGAUGGCAGGAAAAUUGAAGGAAGAAGGUUAUGUGUCAGAUACUACAGGAGUUUUGCUUAAGAUUGUUGAUGAGGAAGAGAAAGAUAGUAUGGUGCUGUACCAUAGCGAGAAGAUUGCUGUUGCCUUUGGGCUUAUCAGCACUAAGCCUGGGAUGCCACUUCGGGUGAUUAAGAACCUGAGAGUGUGUGGAGACUGCCAUGAAUUUUUAAAACAAGUUUCCAAAUUAUAUGGAAGAAGGAUAAUAGUGAGGGAUCGCAGUCGUUUCCAUCAUUUUGAAAAUGGAUGUUGCUCUUGCAAGGAUUACUGGUGAUAACAAGUUGGAAGAGAGAAUUUGCAUUGAGAUUAUCAGUUCAAAGUGGCCCUUUUCCUCAUUGAAAAUUCAAGUUUCAUUUUCAAAGGAUGCUCUCAACUUCAAAACUGGGAGAUUUUGAUGUAAGAUGAAACAUAUUUAGUCAUAGGGAAGUUCCAAGGUCAGCACUUCAUCAUCUUCAAAAUUGAUUUGCGUUAAUAGAACUGCGUUUGUGACUGUCAAGCUGCUGGACUUUUAGGGCUUUUUGGUUACAAGAUUUAACCAAUAUUUAGCCAGAUUUUUAUGUUAAAUCUUGCCAAAUAAUGUUUUCUACAAAAAUUAUUUUUUUUACUAGAAAGAUGCUUUAAAAAACAGUAAGAAAAACGUCCCAAAUAAAGCUUAAGUCUAGUCUAAUUCAUAGCGAC
Dendrobium catenatum is the source of this 2474-nucleotide messenger RNA. RefSeq names its product pentatricopeptide repeat-containing protein At5g48910. The transcript has a single exon. Gene Ontology annotation, molecular function: zinc ion binding; RNA binding; protein binding. The coding region runs from base 163 to 2070 and encodes 635 amino acids. Gene Ontology annotation, biological process: RNA modification. The record is from RefSeq and is a predicted model, not a curated record. Lineage: Eukaryota; Viridiplantae; Streptophyta; Magnoliopsida; Asparagales; Orchidaceae.